CAUCAUCAAUGGAGAUUAAUGUAGGCUUAGCUUUGUUUCCGAGACGACUCUAUCAUUUUUUUAUAUUCCAACAUUUCUAAACUCAUUUUUUUAAAAAUAUCAAGCUUUUAUUUUUUAUUUUUUGAUGUUUGGGUUUAUAAAUUUCAGGUCCUUUUGUUGAUCAGUGGAUAAAAGAGGAUAUUUUUUUAGGAAUAAUCAUCGGGUCAUGGCAGUGGUUGAGAAUUCUUCUAAUCAAGAUGCGGCUGCAACAACAGUGGCAUCAAACGAUCAGGAUCAGUCAAAUACGAGAUUAAAUCAGAACGAUCAGGGGUUAUAUAACACGAUCGGUAGUUUCCAUCAUCGAUCCGGUGCUGGGGAUGAAGUUGGGUAUAGCUUCAAGAGAGAGAUGAGAGAGUUGCAAGAACUUUUCUCUAAGCUUAACCACAUGGCUGAAGAGUUCGUUCCUCAUUCAGUUGUUAAUCAUGGACUCAAUGGUGGGUGUUUCACUGACAACUCUUUUCUGCAAAACAACAAUUACAUCUCAAGGAACGGCCAGGCAAAUGAAAAUGGUGCCGCUAGGCGGAAGAAAAUUUUCAAUCAAGGUAAAAGGAGAUUGAACAACAGGACAAGUAUGGCCCAGAGAGAUGAGCUCAUCCGUAGAACUGUUUAUGUGUCUGAUAUUGAUCAUCAGGUCACUGAAGAGCUGCUUGCAGGUUUAUUUGUGAGUUGUGGGCAGGUGGUUGACUGCCGCAUUUGUGGUGAUCCAAAUUCUGUACUAAGGCGAUAGGGGUAUUAUAGCUGAGGCGCAAGGCGCGCCUUAUUGAAUUGAGGCACAA
Molecule: messenger RNA, 815 nt
Organism: Hibiscus syriacus
Lineage: Eukaryota; Viridiplantae; Streptophyta; Magnoliopsida; Malvales; Malvaceae
Product: polyadenylate-binding protein-interacting protein 11-like
Exons: 5
Coding region: 206-766 (186 amino acids)
Molecular function (GO): nucleic acid binding
Source: RefSeq, a predicted model, not a curated record